This is a messenger RNA of Colletotrichum acutatum, 2503 nucleotides long. RefSeq names its product transketolase. Lineage: Eukaryota; Fungi; Ascomycota; Sordariomycetes; Glomerellales; Glomerellaceae. The coding region runs from base 246 to 2444 and encodes 732 amino acids. The transcript is spliced from 3 exons. The record is from RefSeq and is a predicted model, not a curated record. Gene Ontology annotation, biological process: pentose-phosphate shunt. Gene Ontology annotation, cellular component: nucleus; cytosol. Gene Ontology annotation, molecular function: transketolase activity.
UUUGUCUUUGCUACCUCAUCAUCUCUUGCCAGAAUUGUUCCUUGAUUCCCAAGCAAGAGAAACUCAUUGAUACCAAGUGCUUCUUUGCAUCCUCCUUACGAUUGCGUCACGUAUUGCCCUUACUUUUCGUUCACUAUACCGAGCACAGUCGACCAAGAAACCUGACGGCCAACUGCUACUGCUACCCCUCAUAACCACAAAACCGAGACACCUUCACUCCUUAAUAACCCGUCGACACAUCAAAAAUGGCUCCUAGUGCAGUUCCCUCAGAGCCCGUGGCUCAGGGCAUCGUGGCCGCCAAAUCUCUUAAUGGUCCCAACAGCCAGUUCCAACUCACCGAGUCCGAGAAGAAGGAGGUCGAUUUCGUUCUCCGCACAUUCCGCUGUCUCAUUGCCGAUUUAUGUGAGCAAUUCAAGGGUGGCCACCCGGGCGGUGCCAUGGGCAUGGCAGCCAUCGGCACAUCUCUCUGGAAGUACGCCAUGAAGUACUCGCCCAAGAACCCAAACUACUUCAACAGGGACCGUUUCGUCUUGUCCAACGGCCACACCUGUCUGUUCCAGUACAGCUUCCUGCACUUGACCGGCUACAAGAACAUGACUAUGGAACAGCUCAAGUCAUACCACUCCGCCCGCACCGACUCCAUCUGCCCCGGCCACCCCGAGAUCGAGCAUGAGGGUAUCGAGGUGACGACCGGCCCGCUGGGCCAGGGCAUCGCCAAUGCUGUUGGUCUGGCUGUUGCUACCAAGCACCUCGCCGCUACCUACAACCGUCCCAACUUCCCCGUCGUCAACAACAUGACAUGGUGCAUGAUCGGAGACGCCUGUCUGCAGGAGGGCGUUGCCAUGGAGGCGAUCCAGCUCGCCGGUCACUGGAAGCUGAACAACCUCGUUGUCAUGUACGACAAUAAUCAAAUCACCUGCGACGGCAGCGUUGACCUCUGCAACACCGAGGACGUCAACACAAAGAUGCGCGCCUGUGGCUGGAACGUCAUUGAGAUUGAGGACGGCAAUUGGGACCUCGAGGCCAUCGUCCGUGCCAUGGACCAGGCUCGCAACAGCAAGGACAAGCCCACCUUCAUCAACAUUCACACCGUCAUUGGAGUUGGCAGCGCCGUUGCUGGUGAUGCCAAGGCUCACGGUGCCGCGUUUGGUGCCGCCGACGUCGCUAACAUUAAGAAGACCUUUGGCAUGGAUCCUGAGAAGCACUUUGUUGUGUCGGACCAGGUCUAUGACUACUUCCGCCAGGCCGUGUCCCGCGGUGAGAAGAUCGAGGCCGAGUGGAACCAGCUCGUUGAGGGAUACUCUCGUGAGCACCCGGAGCUCGCUGCUGAGUUCAAGAAGCGUAUUUCUGGAGAAUGGGUCGACGACUGGCGCAAGUUCAUCCCCGCCAAGGAGGACUUCCCUACGACUCCUACUCCUUCAAGAAAGUCUGCAGGUUUGGUCUGCAACCCCAUCGCUGCUGGUGUGAACAACCUGAUGGUCGGUACUGCGGACUUGUCUCCCUCGGUGAACAUGAUUUGGAAGGGCAAGGUUGAUUUUCAGAAUCCCGACUUGAGAACUUCUUGCGGCAUCAACGGCGACUACUCUGGCCGCUACAUCCACUACGGCAUCCGUGAGCAUGCCAUGGCUUCCAUCUCCAACGGUCUGGCUGCCUUCAACAAGGGCACCAUCCUCCCUGUCACCUCUAGUUUCUUCAUGUUCUACAUCUACGCCGCCCCUGGUGUGCGUAUGGGUGCCCUCCAGCGCCUCCAACAGAUUCACAUCGCGACGCACGACUCGAUCGGAACCGGCGAAGACGGCCCCACCCACCAGCCCAUCGCCCUGCCCGCCCUCUACCGCGCAAUGCCGAACCUCCUCUACAUCCGACCCUGCGACAGCGAAGAGACGGCCGGCGCCUUCAUCCUGGCCAUGGAGGCCAAGGAUGCCCCCACAAUCAUCUCCCUCUCCCGCCAGAACCUCGAGCAAUACCCCAAAUUCUCCUCGCGCGACGGCGUGCAAAAGGGCGCCUACGUCUUCCAGGAGGCCCAGGACGCCGACGUCACCCUCAUCGGCGUCGGCGCGGAAAUGGUCUUCGCCGUCAAGACGGCCAAGCUGCUCGCGGAGAAGCACGGCAUCAAGGCCCGCAUCGUCAGCUUCCCGUGCCAGCGCGUUUUUGACCAGCAGCCGAUUGAGUAUAAGCGCGAGGUGCUGCAGUAUCGCUCCAAGGCUCCGCGUGUCGUAAUUGAGGCCUACGCCGUCAACGGGUGGGAGCGCUACGCCGACGCCGGCUAUUCGAUGAGCACUUUCGGACACUCGCUUCCCGGCCCCGACGCGUACAAGUACUUUGGCUUUGACGAGGCUGUCAUCGCACCCGAGGUCGCCAAGCUCGUCGAGGAGGUUAGAGCAAACGGGGUCAACAGCCUCAGGGGCGAGUUCCGCGACCUUAACCCUGUUCACCACCACUAAGACGUCAUCAUUCAUGAAUCAUCUAUAAAAGCCCCUUUUUAGAUGAGGUGGUUCUAUUG